This is a messenger RNA of Ornithodoros turicata, 3550 nucleotides long. RefSeq lists its product as uncharacterized. Bases 197 to 826 code for a protein of 209 amino acids. Lineage: Eukaryota; Metazoa; Arthropoda; Arachnida; Ixodida; Argasidae. The transcript is spliced from 4 exons. The record is from RefSeq and is a predicted model, not a curated record.
CUUCGCUUCUCACGGCUGCCGCCAUAGCCAGAGCUGGCUUCAUUGCCGCGACGCAAAAGACAGUCUGGUCGUUCUGACGAGCAUUUCGCAUACCGUGAGCUGUGCCCCCAUAGACAGGAUACAGCGUUGUAUCGGAUACAGCGAUCAGUGAAGUUCCUACUUUGUGCGCAACCGUUUCGACGAGGAAUACCGCUCGAUGGUGCUGUUGGCGUCCACGCCGAUACGACACGGCGAGCGGCAGGAGAGCGGUCCUGUGGAGAACGGCGAAACAGGACCCUCUCGGGUGCAAGUCACACUGUACGAGUGUGAAAGACCCCACGCUGUUCUCGCCAGUCCGGACACGCCGGACGUCGACUUCGAACUCAUGAGUCUCCCCGUCACCAUGACGGCCAACGGGUCGCCCAGGCACGAAGUCUACGUCACGCAACUCAGCACGGACAGCGGAGUAGACAAUCCCUUCCGGCCGGAUGGAGAAUUGAGCAGGGAGGCAGACACAAUCGUCAGCCUGAUCAAGGCAGGGAAGCCCAUCACACCCGUCAAGGGGGAGCCCGACGGAGGGUUGUUCAACGCAGUUGAGAACGCGGUGACUUCUGCGAGUCCUCCUCCAGCCAACGGAGAAGCAAAGAUCUCUCCCACGAAAGCCCCCAGCCCAGUGGCCGCGGAAAAGAAGACCGAAGCCAACGGAUCGACGCCUGCCAGCCUCAAGAAGGGACCUGGUGUUGUUGAGGUCCAGCAGGGCAUAGUUGUGCCGCCUUCGGACUCUUCCACCGUGGAGCAGGUGGUCAUCAAAAAGAAGCCAAAGUGCAAGUGUUGCGUGAUCCAGUAAUCGCUUGCGCCACACAUGCAUAGAAACGGGCGGAGUGGAAGACGACAACUUCAAACUUCUCAGUCAGUGAACCCCGUUCCUCUCUCGCAAGCUUCGCGACGGACAUUGCUAGCAAACAGUGCGAACCCGUUGACGCUGGUUUGGAACUGCACAGUGAGUAAAGACACAAUCGUAUGCUGAAAAGCGACAGACAUCGGAACGACCCACCCUGUCAGUUUCGAAAGAAAGUACGCUGAAAGGACUGAGUAGCAGACGUGUGUGUGUGUGUUACGCCACCCUGCACGGUGGCUUACAUAAGUGUAACGAGAUACGGCAGCUCGGAAUCGAUGAGCCAGAGACUGUACUUGUGUGCAGCUUUCAUGAGUACAUGUGUUCUUUAGUGCACUAUUUUGCUGCAUGACUAUUUUUUCCUGCAGCUGUUCGAUGCAGCUGCGAUUUCUUUUCAUGGGCAUCUUGUAGACGUGUAUAUUUUCACAGCAACGGCCAUUUUAGCCACAGUUCCCACGUAGCGAUUCCCCUUGGCAACUAUGAUAGUAAAAGAGGUGAUAGAAUGCCUUAUUUUCUACUAAGAGCAAACAAUAGUCCAGAAACUCUUUACAUGGCACUACUUCCCGAGGAGCCUCAUGCUAAAUGUGUUCGUAUCCCUCAUCCAGGUAUACACAACGCCCAACCCCUUCGAAAUUUACGUUCUUCAGCUGCUUUCUAGAGAUGGCGGCUACUAAGGUACGAAUCGAGCAUCGAAGACAGUGAGGUCCAUCUGUCGCUUUGGCCACGCGGGACGCUUUUGCGUGCCUUCCUUGCUAAUAAGUCGGUGGGAAAGGAACCUAUUUGACUGAACAAGCUGCAUGAGUAAGGAGGGGGUUCAAGGAAAUCGAGCGAAAAUUGUGAAACCAUACCCCCCCCUCUCUCAUAGACACGUAUGAUACGCAGCACUCCACUUAGCCGCCACUGUGGAUAGAAUGCACUUAGUUGUACCUUUCAAAUCCGAGUUCUGCUAAAUGUAAAAGCAAUAACUGAUCUUUGGUUGUGGCCUUGUUCGGUAACAUACACGAGGAAAUUCGACUUUAAUCCAGAGCCCAUUUCAGUUUGACCAGCUCCAGAUGUCUUUGAUGUCUUUAGUAAUGUCCGCACGGUUUAAAGAGUGUGAAAAAUCGUGCAUUUUUCCAUGGUGGCUACAGCGGUUUUUCCCUGUUUCAAAGCAUGACUGCCCCCUCUCGUGGCUACGGAGAACAACAAAAAGACAAAUCCCUAUAAAAGUGGCAGCAGUUAGGUUUUAUAUAUUCCCCUGCUUUUGUGUGGGACAUAGGUUUAGUUUCCGUGUCGUAUGUUACAUGACGGCGUACACUUGACACAUGUAUACAUAAGGAAUUAAUAUAUGCUGUUCCGUUAAUGUUGUAUUAUUUGUAGGUGUACAUACCACUUGCAUGCUUUCUGUUGCAUUGCGUUCUGCAGAUGCAUCUCGAUGGCUAUUUUUGGAGAAGCAGUGUUCCGCUUGAGCUCAUGACAUAGUGAAGCCAUGUAUUUUAUUUUUCCAUUGACUCUUUUUUUGUUUUAUUCUUUUGCAGACAAGGUUUUAAUUUGUUAGGUGUACUGAAACGAGAAAGUGCAAUUGACUUUGGUAAAAAAAAAAAAAUAAUAAUAAUAAUAAAUUACUGACUCGCAGAGUGCAUGAAUCUGACCUGUGCAGCUGCAAAUUCCUGAGCUCAGGCUUGAGUAGGAUGUUUUUGAGGGACAUUGCUUUUCGUCUGCAUUGUUUUUAGUAGUAGAGUGAGUGCUGGCUGCUAGGUAGAGAACUGUACAAAGUAUUUAAGUUGUAUUUUUGUAAAAGAACUUUUUAUGAUGUGUUCGCCAAAUGUUUUCCUCUUACUCUACCACUACAGGUAUGCAGAGCAGCCUUUUUUUUCCAUUCAGGCCUCGUCUUAUUUAGUUACCUGUGAGAAUUGCUAUUCAAGGCUUUUCUUUUCCCGCAAUCCACUGCCGGUGAUCUCUAAUUUAAUGAUCUGCCAUUUUUAAUUGAUUCCUCAUUCUAAUGUACAAUGUGGCAGCCGCAAAGUCACAAACACCAGUGUAUCAUUUAAAAUUUUGAAACACCCUGCAUAUGACAUGUUUUUUUCAAAGCAGAGGAAACAAGCAAGUAAAACUCUGAGGUACAGUGAUAUUUACGUGCUGCAUUAUGUUCUCAAAAACAUGUCUCAACUUGACAAGAAUCAAGUAAUGUAUGCGCCAUAUCACACGCAUAGAUUGUCUUUGACAUCAUUUUCGUUUACCUUGCUCUUUUCUCAAGGCAGAUACCAUUUUUCCUAGUUUAAGUAGGCUAAUAAAGCAAUUUACGCAACAAGGUCUCUUGCAACUCAGAUCUUCAGAAGCGUGGCUGCACUUUCGGUGUAAAUGAAGGAUAAACAGGCCUUGUAUAUAUAAGAACCAGAAGUUGAUUAUUUUGUACAAGUGGGAAGCUAUGUGCGAGUUGCACUUUUUCUGCCAAGUGAUACCUCUCUGUACUCGAGAGGCGAGGGACAUUUUGGCUGUGUCAAGGCAACAGUAUCGGUAUCACUGCACACACCAUGUGGUACAUUGCGACGUUUGAUUUCUCAGACUUUUGUGCAUGUUUUCGUGGUGUCAAAUGAAGUGCAUCAUUAACAUGUAUGAUUUCAGCCUUUUCUGUUCAGUGGUGACCCUCCCCAGAGUGGAAUUAAAAGUGCUAUAAAAUUAAUUAUUUACAAGGAA